UUUAUUAUCAGCUGUAAGUGUAUAACGUAGCACAAUGGUUUGUUUAAUUUAAGAUAGCAAGAAUCUCCAUCUCAUUAUCUCAUUUAAUUCUUUUGUGUUCGAUUGAAAAUUGAAACCCUCAGCGUUUUUCCAGAGCAUGAGUCAUCCGUGCGCGUGACGAUUGCAAGUAACCUUGUGAUAAGUUAUUCUCAAGUGGCAUUUCACCGAUUCUGAUCUUGCUUUCGGUAUUUCUCAAAAGAAAUUUGUGUGGCGUCAUUGAAACGUACGUACAUAUUUUAGCAUCCAAAGAUGAAAGGACAAGGCGAGCCGUCAGACUCAAACACAGGGCCAGCGGCAGCUCAUGUAACUGCCAUGCCCUCAGCUCCUCCUCCUUACAGUGAGGUCGUGGGACAUGCAGAAGUGCAAGGAAAUGCUCCUCCCCCUGGUUUUUCUGUUAAUCCUCCACCUUACUCUAACCAGCCUCAGGCAGGAUAUCCUGGAUACCCUGCGUACCCACAAUCUGCGCAACCAUUUCCUGGACAACCUGGUUUCGGCAAUCCAAACCCCACUUUUAUAAGUGUUGUUCAACACCCAAGUGGCGCUUCUCGCACCGAAGUAAUCAUCACAUCAUUGGGAGCAGGACCCGCACGAAUCAAAUGUCCAAGAUGCAGUGCAGAUGUUAUCACCAGUACGACAACAGGGCCAAGUUGGCUCGCUCACUUGUGUUGUCUAGCCAUGUUUGUUACCGGAUUCUGGCUUUGCAGUUGUUUGCCAUAUUGCAUUAGCUCAUUUGACUCUACCGUACAUCAAUGCCCGAACUGCAAAGCUGUUGUUGGAUCCUUUCGUGAAGGUUGUUGAUAAGCCUGAAAAACUUAUGUACUCAAUGCUUUUAACUUCUCGUACAGUUAAGGAGAGAUUUUAUAAUUUCUCAACCAAAAUAUCUAUUUUUAUUCAAAUUACUAUAUACCUUACCUUUAAUUUAGUUUCUAUCAUCUCAGCUUGUAUAAAGUAAGCCGAUCGUUUUCAACACUUGUUUUCAAAAUUGCAAAAGAGAUAGGAAGGAUUAGUAAUGGAGAUUAGUUUUUCUUUUAAAAUUUACUUCCAAUCGCUGACAGUUAUUUUAUUUUUUUGAGUGCUCGAUUGAUUAUGUUUUGUGUGCUCUUUUAAAAAUGUUGAUUCUGUGGAGUUUAUUAAAUUUAAGAAGGAAUUGGAAUAAUUUUAAAGAGAAAUACCAAGCACUGAACUUCUUUUUUGUUCCUGGAAAGUUUUUUUUAUCAAUAAUCUGACCAUCACGAAACUCAUAAACUUUCGGAAAUUGAGCUUCUAACAAAUGUAAUGUAAUACACAAUGAAUUAGUUCAAGUGAAAAGUCAUAUUUGUGAAAAAAUAAAAACUUGUGCUUAUUUUUUAACCAAUGAGCCUCAAAUGGCCUAUUUAAAAGUAUACUAUUCGCUUGUGACACGUUUAUAAGGAAGAAAAGUAGUGAACUCAAUACGAAAGGUGAAAUUUAAUACCAAAAUCUAUAAAUGUUAUCAAGCCCCUGAUGACUAAAAACUGUAUGCUUUGCUACAUGAUUCAACUGAUUCAGUAGCCAAGUCUUUCAUUAUCCAGCUCCUCACUGUAAGUCAGCACUCUCCACUCCCCAGAUAAAAUUUAGGUUAAGAACAAACCACGAUAACUGCUUCAAUGUUUCGAAUUUAGGAUUGAUCCAUGUCUUGUACGCAUAUUUUAUAGUAUCAUUCUCGUAUAAAUUAUCAUGGUCAAUUUAGUCAAUACCUGAUUUUGGCAGUCAAUGAAAGAAGGAUUUUGAUACAUCAUCUAUCGAUUGAUCAUUUUUAGCACCAGUACACCUAUCGUACUAAACUCUCAUUUCUUACUGAAUUUGUUUUUAAGAUCUUUUACUGCAUGGGCAUCCUGUGAGGAAUAGAGACGAAAGCAACAGUUUGAAUAUACUUUUCGCAUCACAAAAUUCUUGUUUAGAGUAACUGUUCCCUCCAUUUUGAUUUUUGAUUUAAUACAUUUUGUAUUUGCGUUUCAAAUCACAAAGUCUAACGUCAUCAUAUAGUCAAAGUCAUUGUUGGGUAUUUAUUUUAUUGAAUAAGUGUUGAAGUUAGAAUUUUAGUUUUUAUUUCAAAUGUUCCACCUCAUAUUUACCAGAAAUGUAGUUAAGAAAAUUCUAGCAACUCGGCUAAUUUGACUGAGAAUUGGCUGGGAAAGCAGAAAAAAGUAAUGCGUUCGAAAAUCAUGUCAGCAUAGGUGUAGUUCUCCUUUUGAAGCUGUAUAGCAUUGUUUCAGAUUUUUUGUGCACAGGGCUUUCCUGGUGUGCAUCCUUUGUGAUCCAUGCCGGGAACUAUUAAAAGGCACUUUUCAUCUACAGAUUUGCCGAAUAUAUAGCUCUCAAUCUAAAUGUUAUUCACAAUUACAGCUUCAAGGGCUUGAAAUGUAUUUUAUUUUUUAUCAUUAGCAUUACCAUUAUAUUAUUCUAUUAUUAUUUUAUAUUUGAACUCAAACUUCGGUAAGCUGCCAUUUUGCAAAAGUGUUGCCAAAGUUAAGCUCAAAUUUUAAUUUGCUCUAAUGAAUUUCUGGCCCAAAUACUUAAGAUGAGUCAAAAAAUCAAGAGAAACGGAAAGAGAAAACAUCUAUAAUUAAGUAACUUCUCUAUUUUCCUCUUAUUUUAUCAGAAGUUCAUGUGCCAAUACAUGACAGAACAUUGUCUGAAGGAGACGGGACCAUACCAAGUUUAUGUUCUUUGUGAAAUCCACCAUUUGUUAAUAAUUUUUUCCUACAAAAAGGGUUUGCAGCCUCUUCUGCGAGAAAGUGAACAAAAUCUAAAUUAUUUUCAGCUGGUUUUUUUAUGUGAUGUAUUGUUUUGUAAUAGUACCGCUUUGUGCCUUUUUAGGUGGCAAGCGUGAAUGCAAAAAUAAAGUUAUUUGCAAGUU
Molecule: messenger RNA, 2917 nt
Organism: Bemisia tabaci
Lineage: Eukaryota; Metazoa; Arthropoda; Insecta; Hemiptera; Aleyrodidae
Product: lipopolysaccharide-induced tumor necrosis factor-alpha factor homolog
Molecular function (GO): zinc ion binding
Source: RefSeq, a predicted model, not a curated record